Coniophora puteana RWD-64-598 SS2 is the source of this 1224-nucleotide messenger RNA. RefSeq lists its product as uncharacterized. The record is from RefSeq and is a predicted model, not a curated record. The transcript has 8 exons. NCBI's taxonomy places the organism in Eukaryota, Fungi, Basidiomycota, Agaricomycetes, Boletales, Coniophoraceae. Bases 171 to 1148 code for a protein of 325 amino acids.
GAGAUGCACUAGACUGCUAGAGCACCGCCCGUCGCCCCGCGGCGAACUUUUAUCGACCGUCAUGGCGCGCUGCUUAUAGUUGAAAAACUCCCUCAUAUAGCAGGACACCUCGUGAAACAAGGGAACGCCCAGUCUGCUCUCCCUCCCGCUCUCGCCCUGACUCUGUGACGAUGGACGACUCGAGCUCUCUGAAAAGUCUCGCGGCGCUGUUCCCCGAGACGUUGCUUUAUGGCAUGUUCUCCAUGUUGAUCGUGGCGGACGUGUACGUGCUGCGCGCGUCCAAGUUGAAGCAGAGAGCGCACAAGGCUGCGCUUGUAGUGGCGGGUGUUAUGUUUGUUGUUGCCACCAUUCACGUAAUUGCGACGUUCUGCUACGAAUAUUUCCUAGAGAAGUGCAGCAUACUGCAAGCGAACGGGCAACCAUUCGACUAUGCAGCGGACGUCGCGACAGUGAUGACCGAGAUACAGAUCAUUAUGUUUCUGAUACAGAUGCUGCUAGGGGAUGGGUUCAUGCUCUACCGGCUGUGGAAGGUGUGGAAUAGUGCCAAGUUGGUAGUUAUCCCGGCGACGGUGUUGUUCGUGGCCAACGUUGCAUUGGGCCUCGCGAACUUUGUCUUGCUAGGAUGGUUCGAGACUUUUGGCGUCUCGAACGUGGACUGGUAUCCAAGCCACCUCUCGAAAUACGGUGACGGGUUUAGCCUUGCUGUCUUCAUCGUCAGCUAUAUCGUGCAUCUGAGCUGCGCAGUCUUGAUCGCGGCCAAAAUCGUAGUCGUGCACUGGAAGCUGAGGCGUCAUUCGGGCUCCAGCGUCUCCUCAAACACACUGCCCAUCGCAGUGGUCGUGCUUGAAUCAGGGCUGAUAUACUGCCUAUCCCUCCUUUUGCUGAUCAUAACCUGCGUAUGCGCGGUGGAAUAUACCGAGAUUGUCCUAAACGCCAUCGUUCCCCUGAUCGGAAUCACGUUUUCGAUUAUCAUGGUCAGGAUGGGCCUUGGAUUAUCCACGGAAUCAUCCAUAGAACCCAUCGACGGCCGCAACACCGAGGUUACGAUGAUGCGCUUUGCCGAGCCUCCCUCGGUUCCGUACUCUCAAAGGUCUAGCUUUGCGAAAAGCUGGCAGGGUGAUUCCCCGCGACUGAGAGAGAAUGUGUAACUUCGACCUCGAGGUCCGUAAUGAUAUGUAUCGGUGUUGUAUGUAGGCAUCCUUCAUGUGCUAGUGCUGCGCGCCC